Messenger RNA from Papilio polytes (common Mormon), 2014 nucleotides. It is a transcript of the gene Hs2st, whose product is annotated as heparin sulfate O-sulfotransferase. NCBI's taxonomy places the organism in Eukaryota, Metazoa, Arthropoda, Insecta, Lepidoptera, Papilionidae. The transcript is spliced from 5 exons. The record is from RefSeq and is a predicted model, not a curated record. Gene Ontology annotation, molecular function: heparan sulfate 2-sulfotransferase activity. The coding region runs from base 310 to 1332 and encodes 340 amino acids. Gene Ontology annotation, cellular component: membrane.
UAGUUCGCGAAAAGUAGAAAAUUAAUCUCAAACAUGUACGUAAAAUCGAUCUUUUGAAUCGAUUAUAACUAUCAAGGACAUCACUUUACGGCUAAUGCUAAAAUCAAACUGCUGUCAAGCUGUCAUAUAGCCGUCCGUCAACAUUGUUCCUGCUUCGUGACAUUGAUGAACACUUGAGGAUUUUUUCAUUCGUAAACCACUUUGCUAGUGUGGUUGCGGAAUGUGUGUUUAUAUUUAUAAUGAACCCAAUAAAAUUAUGUCACUGCUGAUUUUAACAUAGAAAACAGUCAGCGUUAAUUUAACAUCGCUAUGUUGAACUUGCACAAAAUUUGGUUAUUAUCAUGUCUGUGUGUUAUUGUUAUGAUUAUUUUAUAUUUUCAAACAGAAAUUACACGUUUGGAGCAAAACUAUCAAAAAUUAGAAUACAAGUUAACACAAAGUCAUUCAAAUUCUCGUCAGUUUUUCCCGAAAACUAUCGAAAAGGAUAACGAUGACUUGGUGGUCAUAUACAACCGCGUACCGAAGACAGGCUCUACUAGUUUCGUUGGUGUGGCCUAUGAUUUGUGCAAAAAGAACCAUUUUAAAGUUUUACACAUUAAUAUUACAGCAAAUAUGCAUGUAAUGUCUCUCAGCAACCAGUAUAAGUUCGCUCAGAAUGUUACAAGAUGGCAGGAAGUAAAGCCAGCACUUUAUCAUGGUCAUAUGGCAUUUUUAAACUUCGAAAGAUUAGGCACAUCCACAAAACCAGUAUUUAUUAAUUUAAUAAGAAAGCCACUAGACAGACUAGUGUCUUAUUAUUAUUUCCUAAGAAAUGGAGACAAUUUUAGACCCCAUUUGGUGCGGAAGAAACAUGGAGACAAAAUGACUUUUGAUGAAUGUGUUGAAAAAAAUCAACCAGAUUGUGACCCUAAUACAAUGUGGCUGCAAGUCCCUUUCUUCUGCGGUCACUCAGCUCAGUGUUGGAAACCAGGAAGUCAGUGGGCGUUGGAGCAAGCAAAACAUAACCUAGUCAAUCAUUAUCUUCUUGUCGGAGUUACAGAAGAAAUGCUAGAUUUCAUAUCAGUUCUAGAAGCGGUUCUGCCUCGAAUAUUCAAAGGUGCUACUGAACAUUACUUGAAUAGUAACAAAUCGCAUCUCAGACAGACAAGCUCCAAAAUAGAUCCGGCUCAAAGGACCAUAGAUAAAAUACAAAAAUCAAUUGUAUGGAAAAUGGAGAAUGAGUUAUACGAGUUCGCGUUAGAACAUUUCAAAUUUUUCCAAAGGAAAGUGUUGAUGAAAGAGACUUUAGGUGUUCCACAGACUUUCUUUUACGAAAAAAUACGACCAAAAUGAUAAUUCAAUUUAUUAUAAGGAAUUUAAAUCAUUCCAGAUGUAAAUAUUAAUGUUAUUUAUUGUUAGUUUUUUUAUUCAAAGUUAAAGGUAAGCACAUUAAAAGACGAAAAGUGAAUUAUUCUGUGCUUGUUAAGUUUAAAAUCUUACUAAGGCCUAAACAUUUUAUUACGUCAUAGUUGCAUUUUAUAAUGAACUUAUUUAGUUAAAUAUACUAAUAUCUUAUUCAUUUUAGUACACAGAUUAAUAGACAAUUUAAGUGUACUAUUUUUUUUUUCAUAAACUGACGCAAAAUUUUGAUAUGCGUAUACGAUUUUAUUGACCAAAAACAUUCGAUUAAUAAGGUGUUUGAAUAAGAAUUCUUAUGAUUUCUUUAAAGGCUGAAUAAUUGAUGAUUAGUUAAUUUUUAAAAAAGAUAAUGUAAAAAUUUAUAAUAUCUAUGGUAAAAAAUACUAGCAAUAAUUUUACAGAUCAAAGACUAGUUAUUGACACUGUAGACCACGACAUUGAGAAUUUAAAAAAAUUAAAACAUGUAUUUUUAUGUGUUACGACCUAAUUAUUUUUUUAUAAGUUAGUUUUAACGAAAAUAUCACAACAAAGCAAUAAAAACUAGAAAAAUGCUUCCUAAAUACUGUAUAAUGCGUUUUAUUAUGUAUAAAAAUAUAUUUGUUUGUUAAUUCGAUAC